AUGGCAACUUUAGAAGAAUUGGAACAGGACGAGCUCAUUGACCAGGAAAUCACCUCGUCGUCCACACAGGACAUCAUCAACAGAACAAAACUCCUCCACAACGAUAUCCAAGUGAUGUUCUCGGAAAGUCAACGACUUUCACACGAGAAGGCUGUUAUGACCGAACGCAUCAAGGACAACCAGGAGAAAAUCAACAACAAUAAACAAUUGCCGUAUUUGGUUGGAAACGUCGUGGAACUCUUGGAUUUCGACGCCGAUAAGGAUGCGCUAGAACAAGGAGCCAAUGUUGACGUCGAUGCAGCUAGACUGGGGAAACUGGCUGUCGUUAAGACCCUGACCCGCCAGACUAUCUUCUUGCCGCUCAUAGGCCUUGUGGACGCGGCUACAUUGAAGCCUAAUGACUUGAUUGGUGUCAACAAGGAUUCGUACUUGAUUUUGGACACCUUGCCCUCAGAGUACGAUUCCAGAGUUAAGGCCAUGGAAGUUGACGAGAAACCAACAGAGAAUUACUCGGAUAUCGGAGGAUUGGAUAAACAGAUUGAAGAAUUGAUUGAAGCGGUGGUUUUGCCAAUGAAACAGGCAGAUAAGUUCAAGACUCUUGGUGUUAAACCUCCAAAGGGUGCCUUGAUGUAUGGCCCGCCAGGUACGGGUAAAACACUUCUUGCGCGUGCAUGUGCCGCUCAGUCAGGUGCUACUUUCUUAAAGUUGGCUGCUCCACAAUUGGUUCAGAUGUUUAUCGGAGAUGGUGCCAAACUUGUGAGAGAUGCAUUUGCCUUGGCCAAGGAAAAAGCUCCCACCAUCAUCUUCAUAGACGAGUUGGAUGCCAUUGGAACGAAACGUUUCGACUCGGACAAGUCCGGUGACCGUGAGGUGCAACGUACCAUGCUUGAGCUUUUGAACCAGCUUGACGGUUUUGGUUCUGACGACAGAGUGAAAGUUUUGGCUGCUACUAAUCGUGUGGAUACAUUAGAUCCCGCAUUGUUGCGUUCGGGUCGUUUGGAUCGUAAAAUCGAGUUCCCAUUGCCAUCUGAAGAGGCCCGUGAAUCUGUGUUGAAGAUUCAUGCCCGUAAGCUUAAUUGUGACCACCUGUCGAUCAACUGGCGUGAGUUGGCCCGGUCCACAGAUGAGUUCAAUGGUGCACAGUUGAAAGCAGUCACAGUCGAGGCUGGUAUGAUUGCGUUACGUAACGGCAAGUCUGUCAUCAAACAUGAAGACUUUGUGGAGGCCAUUGGAGAGGUGCAAGCCCGGAAGUCCAAGUCGGUGAAUUUCUAUGCAUAG
Messenger RNA from Sungouiella intermedia, 1278 nucleotides. The record is from the annotation of a GenBank genome assembly. NCBI's taxonomy places the organism in Eukaryota, Fungi, Ascomycota, Pichiomycetes, Serinales, Metschnikowiaceae.